CGGACAUUUCGAUAAAAAAAUGACUCUUUUCCGGAGAUUUAUUUGCUUCCUGCCCAAGUCAGGCACUUGGAAAUAUCCAGCAGUAUACCAGUAUUCAAUUCCGUUAGCUCCAGAAGUAGAUUGGGCGUCACGGAGAACACAACCACUUGUUACAGUUUCUCGGCACUUUCACAAAUCACCUCAAAGGUUAUCAAAACGCAUAAAAAUGCCAAAAUUGGAAGGUGCGGAACGUCAGAAGCAGCUUGAACCUCUCUUCAAGGCUGGUUGGACUCUUGUUGAGGGUCGUGAUGCAAUUUACAAAGAAUUCCUCUUCAAGAACUUCAACGAGGCAUUUAGCUUUAUGACCAGAGUUGCUUUGCUGGCGGAAAAAAUGGAUCACCACCCGGAGUGGUUCAACGUAUACAACAAAGUUCAAGUCACCAUGUCGACACAUGAUGUUUCCGGACUAAGUAGCAAGGAUGUCCGGGUGGCGAACUUUAUGGAAGAUAUUUUUAAGACAUACCAAUAAAUCCAGCUCACCAGCAUAACUGAAAUCUGCGUCCAAAACUACACAAAAGGACAAUAAAAAGAAUUCUCUCACGUUGCAUAA
This is a messenger RNA of Lutzomyia longipalpis, 589 nucleotides long. RefSeq names its product pterin-4-alpha-carbinolamine dehydratase (gene Pcd). Gene Ontology annotation, biological process: tetrahydrobiopterin biosynthetic process. The transcript is spliced from 3 exons. The record is from RefSeq and is a predicted model, not a curated record. Gene Ontology annotation, molecular function: 4-alpha-hydroxytetrahydrobiopterin dehydratase activity. The coding region runs from base 20 to 508 and encodes 162 amino acids. NCBI's taxonomy places the organism in Eukaryota, Metazoa, Arthropoda, Insecta, Diptera, Psychodidae.